AUGGAUUUGAAACUCAGUAUUAAAGCAAUUUCUCUGUUUUUCGUGUUAGCACAUGUUACAAUUGCAGAUGCAACUAUUUUUGACGUUACAAAGUAUGGUAUAGGGCCGGGUGGAGAAAUUAGUCAGGCUCUAAUUAGUGCGUGGAAAGAAGCAUGUGUAUCGAUAAGUCCAAGCACAGUGUUGAUUCCAGCAGGGACUUAUAGUUUAGGUCCAGUUGCUCUGGAAGGUCCUUGCAAGGCUGCUAUUGGGGUCCAAGUCGAAGGCACCCUGAAGGCCCCUUCCGAUCCCAGCCUAAUCAAAACUGACGGCUGGGUUGUUUUCGAACACGUUGAUCAGCUCACCCUGUUUGGUACUGGAACAUUUGAUGGCCAGGGUGCCAGGGCUUGGAAAGAAAAUGAUUGUGCCAAAAAUCCAAAUUGCAGACAACUUCCCACUAAUAUAAAGUUCAACUACCUCAACAACGCAUUGAUCCGUGACAUAACUUCCAAGGACAGCAAAGAGUUUCAUAUUACUGUUUUGGGAUGUAACAAUGUGAAUUUUGUACAUGUGACCAUUACUGCGCCCGGAGAUAGUAUCAACACGGAUGGAAUCCACAUUGGGCGUUCAACUGGGGUCAGUAUUGCUGAUGCACUCAUACAAACCGGAGAUGACUGCGUGUCCAUUGGUGAUGGGGGCCAACAGAUUCACGUCCAAAGAGUGACCUGUGGACCUGGCCAUGGCAUCAGUGUGGGAAGUCUUGGCAAGUACAGAAAUGAAGAACCGGUGGUUGGAAUUACGGUUACGAAUUGCACCCUUAGCAACACAAUGAAUGGAGUGAGAGUAAAAACAUGGCGUGCAUCCCCUGUUGGCAGUGCCUCUGAUAUGCAUUUCGACAAUAUCGUCAUGCAAAAUGUUGGAAAUCCCAUCAUCAUUGAUCAAGAAUACUGCCCAACUGGCAAUUGCAAUAAUCAGCCUCCGUCACAAGUUAAGAUCAGCAGAGUGAGCUUCAAAAACAUUAGAGGCACUUCCUCGACACAGAUGGCUGUCAAGUUUGAUUGUAGCAAGAGUGUGCCAUGCGAAAAUGUGGAGGUAGGUGACAUUAAUUUGACAUACAAGGGUCCUCAAGGAGCUGCUACAUCCCAAUGUUCAAACGUUAGGCCAAUAACUUUUGGCGCGCUGAAUCCAAAACUGUGCAUGAUCUCUGGCGGUGCUCAAUAUUUAUAGUUGUUGUUUGGGGAGUACAUAUAAAUUUUUCCACCCUACAAAAAGCAUAUGUUGUUCAAGGAGAAUGCAUAUGUAAGUUAUUUUCGCGCCGCUUUCGUGCUUAAAUGCAUGAUAAUUGGUAGGCGAAAUUUAAAUGUAAGCGGCAAUAAAAUCAGAUUGUAUUGAUUAUAGGAGAAAUUUGAUGUACCCCAGAACUGAAAAUGCUACAUCAUUUAUAAAUGAGAAUUAUUUUGUUUUGUU
This is a messenger RNA of Cornus florida, 1443 nucleotides long. RefSeq names its product exopolygalacturonase-like. The coding region runs from base 1 to 1203 and encodes 400 amino acids. NCBI's taxonomy places the organism in Eukaryota, Viridiplantae, Streptophyta, Magnoliopsida, Cornales, Cornaceae. The transcript has 4 exons. Gene Ontology annotation, molecular function: polygalacturonase activity. Gene Ontology annotation, biological process: carbohydrate metabolic process. The record is from RefSeq and is a predicted model, not a curated record.